AUGUCGGGCCCUAUGUGCGAUAGCUGCUUCACCGGUGUCCGCCACGAGGGUGAACCGGAAGGCAAGAUCGAGCAGAUCGCCGGCAUCGAGUGUUAUGUCGCCACGCCCUCGGGCGAAUACGACAAGGCGAAAGUCGUGCUCUUCCUCACCGAUGUCUUCGGGAUCCCGCUCAUUAACAACAAGCUCCUUGCCGAUGACUUCGCGCGCAACGGCUACCGCACCGUCAUGCCCGACCUCUUCCAGGGCGAGCCCCUCCCGAGAACCUCAUGCUGGAUGACCCGCCACGGUCCCGAGAGUUGGCACCCGGUCGUCGAUGGUGUCGUCGCCGCACUCAAAGCCGAGGGCAUCUCCUGGAUCGGCACGACCGGCUACUGCUUUGGCGCCCCGCCCGCGUGGCGUCUCGCGCUCAGCGGCGACGCGAAAGUAACUGUUGUGUCCCACCCGUCUCGUCUGCGUGUUCCGGAGGACCUCGAGGAGUACGCGCAGAAGGCGAAGGCGCCGCUGUUGAUCAACAGCUGCGAGGAGGACAAGGCCUUUCCGGCCGAGGCGCAGGCGAAGGGGGACGAUAUACUCGGGGGCGGCAAGUUUGCGCCCGGCUACGAGCGCACGUACUGGCCGGGAUGUUCGCAUGGCUUCGCGGUUCGCGGUGAUAUGAGCAACCCUCAGGUCAAGGCCGGGAAGGAAGGCUCGUUUGAAGCGACUGUGAAGUUCUUCAACCGGUAUAAGAGCCUUUGA
Molecule: messenger RNA, 735 nt
Organism: Epithele typhae
Lineage: Eukaryota; Fungi; Basidiomycota; Agaricomycetes; Polyporales; Epitheliaceae
Product: dienelactone hydrolase endo-1,3,1,4-beta-D-glucanase
Exons: 7
Coding region: 1-735 (244 amino acids)
Molecular function (GO): hydrolase activity
Source: RefSeq, a predicted model, not a curated record